AUGGCACUCGUGAGGCAAAUUCUGAGCUCUCUAUACGAUCUAUAUUUAAGCGCUACCCACGGACGCCGUUGCCACGCGAUUGAGUUUGCAAAUGUUGUUGCGUCUCGUGCGUUUGCAGUCGGGCAGUUCUGGCUUGCUAAGUCAGACCCAGCUCCGCAUAUCGAGCUGGAUGACACAUCAUGA
This is a messenger RNA of Plasmopara halstedii, 183 nucleotides long. RefSeq lists its product as uncharacterized. The transcript has 2 exons. The record is from RefSeq and is a predicted model, not a curated record. NCBI's taxonomy places the organism in Eukaryota, Oomycota, Peronosporomycetes, Peronosporales, Peronosporaceae. Bases 1 to 183 code for a protein of 60 amino acids.